Neohortaea acidophila is the source of this 1343-nucleotide messenger RNA. RefSeq names its product LITAF-like zinc ribbon domain-containing protein. The transcript has 4 exons. Lineage: Eukaryota; Fungi; Ascomycota; Dothideomycetes; Mycosphaerellales; Teratosphaeriaceae. Bases 498 to 1037 code for a protein of 179 amino acids. The record is from RefSeq and is a predicted model, not a curated record. Gene Ontology annotation, molecular function: zinc ion binding.
UAUCAGCCUUAUGACAAGUAAAUGCAAGAAGCUGGGCAGAGACGGCAGCAUCAGGCAAUAUUGAAGCACCCUGCCCCGCUCGCCUGUCUAUUAUUAAAUUCCGCGGGCGGCUCAGCCUCAAGGGCAGCCAUUGAAUCCUAACACCACGAAACAAGCCGACCUUCGCCUCCAAGCCCCUCAACGUUACGGUGCGCGCUGGGGAACGUCACUGGAUCCCCCGGAGCUGAAGGCCUGGUAAUCAACCACGCUAGGCUGCUUGCAGCACCUGCUUCAGUAUACGGCUGGAAGGGGGUCGCUACAGUCCCAAGAUAGCCAAGAUGGCCCUAGACGCCCAUGGCGGGCGCGGGCGCGACGAUCUCGGGGUCCAAUCACCUCUGCUGGCAUUGACCAGAGAUUAGAGGGAUAUGUUCCCGUCGAUGGCCAGUUUCUAGUUCUUUCUCCUUCGCUGUUCAUUGUUCUCAGCGAAGCCAAGGGGGAUAUCGCAAGCAUUCGGCAGCAUGGACCCAACCGCUCAGCCAGGACCGGAGCACCACAACGGAGCGCCAACCGAGUUGGAAGCGGCCCGGAGUCCAGCAAUGUCACCCCCGCCGACCUACGGGGCUGCGCAGGCGAUUCCCCAACCGCACGCAGAACACUACGGGAUGCAAUACAAGAGCGAUACUCGACCCAUGCCGUCUCCACAAAUGCAACAAGUCCACAAUGGUCAGCCGUACCAGCGGCAGCAACAUCCAGCUCAGUACACCCCGCACCCACAACAACAGUACAACAUUGCAACCCCAAUCCCGAAUCUCGGCAUGUCGAGCAUGCCCGUCGACUGUCCGAAUUGCGGGCAGCGUAGCUUGACCAAAGUCGAUUAUCAGAGCGGAAACACCACGCACGCAUGGGCCCUCGUCCUCUGCUGCAUCACCGGCUGCCUCUGCUUCAUCCCGUACCUCAUGACUAGUAUGAAAGACGUGCAGCACCGCUGUGGGAGCUGCGGGUGCUUGUUGGCGACGUGGCACAAGAGUGGGAAUGUGGAGGUGCAUGCGCAUCCUUGAUGGCCCAGGCCAGGCUUUCGGGUCCAAAUACUGCAGAUACCCGUAUUUCUUCCAAGUUUUCCAUGCUUCACCAGAAUUGGAAAAUUGGCCUCUAGUCAGUCUAUUGGCAGACUCGAGGAAGAAGUCGGCCAGCCGCUUUGGAGGAGUGUGACGUCCUCCCACAUCUGCUUCUGCAUCCAUGCCGUUGUCUCCCCGGAGCUGUGUGCAACGGCGUCAAAUCAGAUCGCAGAUUCCGCCAAGGUCUUGACCGAGGACUGCACUCGUAGCCAGACCGAUACCGAGGACUGCACUCGUAGCCAGACCGAU